Bufo gargarizans (Asiatic toad) is the source of this 3254-nucleotide messenger RNA. Its product is annotated as gastrula zinc finger protein XlCGF57.1-like. Gene Ontology annotation, biological process: regulation of transcription by RNA polymerase II. Bases 247 to 2163 code for a protein of 638 amino acids. The record is from RefSeq and is a predicted model, not a curated record. Gene Ontology annotation, molecular function: RNA polymerase II cis-regulatory region sequence-specific DNA binding; DNA-binding transcription factor activity. The transcript has 8 exons. Lineage: Eukaryota; Metazoa; Chordata; Amphibia; Anura; Bufonidae.
GUUUGAAACACAUGACACUUCUUGCAGCCAGCUACUUGUGUUGCAGCCAAUUUUGGAUCAAGACUCUUCUCCCGUUAGUAAAUAGACCUUGGAGCUCUAGUACAUUUGGAGGACUGGUGGUGGAGAACUGAGAACCUAUCGGUGGGAGAAUCAUCUCCAAUAUGGAUAAUAAGGACAUUGGACCCUGAGGGUGAUAAGUGAUCCAGGAAGGAGGACUCCCACAGAUAAAGUUUUCUUUGGAAGACAAUGGUCCUUCUCAUUAAUGACCCACCAAGUAUGGACCAGCACAGAAACCACAUGGCUGCAAGGAUAUUAGACCUCACCCUGGAGAUCAUCUACCUGAUAACUGGAGAGGAUUACACAGUAGUGAAGAAGUCGUCUGCGGAGUGUGUGACACCCCAUGUGUCAGGUGAAUGGAGCAGGACCCCAGGAGCCAUCACCGAGCCUCCACCUCAUUCACUGAUACAUGAGCAGAAGAUCCUAGAACUUACCAACAGGAUCACUGAGCUGCUGACCGGAGAGGUUUCUAUAAGGUGUGAGGAUGUCGCUGUCUAUUUCUCCAUGGAGGAGUGGGAGUAUUUAGAAGGACACAAGGAUCUGUACAAGGACGUCAUGAUGGAGGAUCACCAGCACCUCACAUCAUCGGAUGAGUCCAGUAAGAAAAAUCUACCACAGAGAUGUCCCAGUCCUCUAUAUUCCCAGGACUGUCCUGAGGAAAACCAGAAUGUCCCUUUGGAUCAUCAGGAACGUUAUGGUGGAAUAGCCAGUGGACCUGAAAACCCUGUGAAUGGUGAAAAAUGUACGAGAGGCUCCGACUCACAUCUGCUGUUAUCUCCCUCUUAUAAUAUAGAAGAUAAUCAAUCACGGCUUGGUACAAAUAGACCUGUACAUAGACUGGGUAAAAUUUAUACAUGUUCUAAAUGCGGAAAGCAAUUUAAAACGAAACGUAACCUUUCCAUACAUGAAAGAAUUCACAAGCCAUUUAAAUGUUCAGAAUGCGGAAAAUGUUUUACUCAGAAAUCAAGUCUCGUGACACAUCAGAGAAUUCACACAGGAGAGAAGCCUUUUCCAUGUUCAGAAUGUGGGAAAUGUUUUAACCUUAACUCAGAGCUUGUGAGACAUCAAAGGGUUCACACAGGAGAGAAGCCAUAUUUAUGCUCAGAAUGUGGGAAAUGUUUUAGCCAGAGAUAUAAUCUUGUGAAACAUUUAAGAACUCACACUGGCGAGAAGCCAAAUUCAUGUUUAGAAUGUGGGAAAUGUUUUAUCCUUAACUCAGAGCUUGUGAUCCAUCAGAGAACUCACACAGGGGAGAAGCCAUUUUCAUGCUCAGAAUGUGGGAAAUGUUUUAGCCAGAAAUAUAGUCUUGUGGGACAUCUGAGAACUCACACAGGAGUUAAGCCUUAUUCAUGUUUAGAAUGUAGGAAACGUUUUAGUAAAAAGAAAAAUCUGGUUGUUCAUCUGCGAACUCACACAGGGAAGAAGCUACAUUCAUGUUCAGAUUGUGGGAAAUGUUUUAACCAUGAAUCAGAUCUCGUGAAACAUCGACAAACUCACACAGGAGAAAAGCCAAAUUUGUGUUCAGAAUGUGGCAAAUGUUUUAACCAGGAAUCUGACCUCCUGAAACAUCUAAAAACUCACACAGGAGAAAAGCCAUACUCAUGUACAGUAUGUGGGAAAUGUUUUCGUCAGAGAACAAAUCUUGCGGCACAUCUGAGGACCCACACAGGAGAGAAGCCGUUUUCGUGUUUAGAAUGUGGAAAAUGUUUUAGGCAGAGAUAUAGUCUUGAUGGACACCAGAGAACUCACACAGGAGAGAUGCCAUUUUCAUGUUCUGAAUGUGGGAAAUUUUUCAGUCACAAAUCAAGUCUUGCAAAACAUCUAAGAAUUCACACAGGAAUGAAGCCAUUUUCAUGUCCUGAAUGUGGGAAGUGCUUUAGUCACAAAUCAGGUCUUGUGAAACAUCUGAGAACUCACACAGGGAUGAAGCCAUUUUCAUGUACAAUAUGUGGGAAAUGUUUUAGCCAAAAAUCAGGCCUUGUGUCACAUCAGAGAAGUCACACAGGUGAGAAACCAUUUUCAUGUACACUAUGUGGGAAAUGUUUCAGCCAGAAAUCAGGUCUUGUGGCGCAUCAGAAAACUCACACAGUUGAGAUGCCGCUGUAACGUUCUGAUUGUAUGAAAUGAGACAGGUGUGAAGCUCCAGUUUAAGGACUCCUGCACACAAACGUCUGCGCCCCGUGGCCUUGCUGCGGGCCACAAUGCAUGAACACCGACCAUGGGGCAGCCGCAGCCGAUUGUCGACCCAUUCGCUUUAAUGGGUCCGCGACCCGCCCGUUCCACAUAAAGAUAGGACGUGUUCUAUCUUUUUGCGGAACGGAAGCACGGGACGACACUUACGGAGUGCUUCCGUGGGUUUCUAUCCCACGCUUCUGUUCCGCACCAUUCCGCAUCUCUGGAUUUGCGGACCCAUUGAAGUGAAUGGGUCUGGAUCAGUGAUACGGAAUGCCCAUGGAAUGGUGUCCGUGUAAAUGCGGUCCGCAAUACGGCAACGGGCAGCGCACGUUUGUGUGCAGGACGCCUAAGACUGAUAGACAGAAAGGGGGGAUUACCUCUUGAAGCCUCUGUCAAGGAAUUCAGUCAUAAUUGACAGGAAGAAUAGUGCAGCAUGAUGCACUAUUCUUCCGUUAUAUAUGACAAAUAAUGUGGUGGAACCCAAUAGACCUCAUUGUGAAUGGGCUCAGUUGGGAGCAGCUGAUGUCCACUAUAUAUGAAUAAGACAGCACUCCAUUUUAUUAGUAUUUCUGCUCCUCUGACAGCACAGGAAAAUGGAAAAAUUGGUGGGAAUUUGGAAAAAUUAGAAUAAUUUCCCCCAGUAAACUGUUGGUAUUAAAAUACUACUCCAGUCUUGGUUCAGUAUUAUCAGGGGUCAAACUCUGCUUCUCCUCUGUUCAAGCCCCCCUCUUCUCUUAGAUAUAUUGUGUGCACUGCAAACAGUGCACAGACCGGACAGUCUGCAGGCAGGUGAGCAUGCCACUCGCUCUCCUCUGCCUGCUGGGCGCUGCACUGGCCAAUCAGCUUUUAGCAGUGCCAGGCUCAUGCUGCUGAUUGGCUCGUACAUCGCAGCAGCAGGAGAAAGAAGUGAGCGAGCGGAACUUACUCACUGCCUGCUCAGUCACCCACCAUACUCCAGCACCCAGCAGACCCCCUCCCCAUGAACUCUGCCUGGGGCACAGUAACCAUCGGAAGCAAAAAAA